AUGAGGAGCGAGGCGAGGCUGCUGUGCGUGCUGGGCCUGCUGCUGCUCUGCGCCGCGGCCAACUUCCAAGGCGCGCACCGCCGCGGCGGCGGCGGGCGGGCGGCGGAGGCCACGGCGGGGGUGGCGGCGGGAGGCCACUACGGCGGAGGGGGCGGAGGCCACUCCGGCGGCGAGAGGAGCGGUGGCGGCGAGAGGAGCGGCGGCGGUGGAGCCCGUCCGAUCAUCUACGGGGCGGGCGCGGGCGCGGCCGCCGGUGCGGGUGCGGGCGCUGUCGCCGGCAGGGCCGCGUCGGGGACGCGCAGCGCCGCCGGCGAGACGCUUGGCCGUGGCGUCUCGGGGGCCGCCGGUGCCGCCGCCAUCCUCGCGGCCGCGGCGCUCGUCCGCUGGCGCUGA
Messenger RNA from Lolium perenne, 393 nucleotides. NCBI's taxonomy places the organism in Eukaryota, Viridiplantae, Streptophyta, Magnoliopsida, Poales, Poaceae. The record is from RefSeq and is a predicted model, not a curated record.